AUGGCCGAGCGCAAGCGGAAGGCGCUGUCUUCGUCGUUCUUGUGUUCGCCAAUACCCAAAGACCCGUCGCAAGUGUUUUUCGUGGACGACAGAAGCUCCUUGCAGUCCAAAGACGGAUCCAGCGGCAUCUUCCUAGACGACAUGAAUACGCCCAACAAAAGCAACAGCCGCUUCUCACCCGAGUACGUACGACAGCUUCAUGAACGUAAACAAGCAGUGGAAACUGACAGUGCAAGAAAGAUCAAGCGGCAGCGACUUGAGAUUGAGAGUAUGGCAGUCUCCAAGAAUGAGGAGCUGAAGCGGGAAGUGCAGAUGCUGAAGAUUCAAUUGGAGACCAACUCUCAGCGUCACCAGAUCGCGCUAAAGGAAAGAGACGUGCAGCUAGACCAACUUCGACGACAGCUUAAGUUCGCUGUGACGGAGGAAGAGGAGACACGGACAGAGCUCAAGAAUGUCAUUAAUGAACAUUCAUCGGAGAAAUUACAGCUGGAGAAGAAGGUGGUUGAAUUGGAGGCGCAGCUGGAGCUUGUCGAGGGGAAGCUGAACGAGUGGAAGGAGAAAGCUCUGGAAGCGACCAGCCAACUGCGCUCGAAGUCGAGACAGUCGGAGAUGAAGAUCCAGCUUCUACAGUAUGAACUGGAGGCAGCUCAAGACUCGUCGUCGACUUCUUCUCAGAGUGAGGACAAUAUCUUUGAAUCAAAGAUUCGUUUGCUAGAGUCCCAGCUGAAGGAGAAGAGCCUCGAAGCUGAACACGCAGCUUCAAGCUUACUUGGAGCCCAAGAGACUCUGGAAAACGCCAAAGAAGUUCGCGAGCUGAACGAACAGAUCAUGCAACUGCAGUCUACAGAGCGCAAACUUAAAGCUGAGUUGGUGGACUUGAUCGAGGCGUCUCGAUCUUCGUCUAUUCUGCAGGAAAAGCUGUAUCAGACGACUCAGAAGCUGCAGCAGAGCGAAGAACGAAACUCUCAGGCGCUCAAACGCGUUGAGGCUGCGAUGCUCGUGGAGGAGGCCCACAAGCAGUUCUACGACUACUUCGAGCCGAUUGUGAAGGAAGCAAACAGUGGUGUGUCGCUGGAAGACCUGAAGAACCGACCUGCAACUGCCGUCAUUGACCUGUAUAAGGCGCGUCAAAAUGCUUUCGAGAUUCUCCUGGAGCAAAAGAGCAACAUGGAGAUCCAGCGUCGGCGACUGGAGAAGCAGUGCGAAAAGCUUCAAAGUGACUUGAUCACGUCGAGUAACAAGUGCGCGAAGCUUGAAAUACAGCUGACGGAGACUCAAGAGAAGAUGAAUGGCUCCAAUGAUGUGGUCGCACACUUGCGUAAGUUGAAUACGGAGUUGAUUGAGAUUCUGGAAACGUACGGUAAGGACCCGGACGACCAGGAAGCAAAUGAACUCUCGACGAAGCGUGUUGCCUUGCUGGAGUCGUCACUGAAGCAGUCACAAGAACUGUUAAAGGGGAUGGAAUCUACCCAGAAAUCCAUGGCGACACCUGCUGCUGUCAAGAAGUAUGAGGCUCGGAUUGAGAGACUGGAGAAGGCGCUGGCUGACGCGAAGCAGGAGAAUGGGAAUCUGACGAAGCAUCUUGAAAAGGCAGAGAUGGAGCUAGCAGUCUUUGAGAAACGAUUGGGCAGAGGAGAGUUCAACGUCGAGACGACGAAGAUUGUGCAUCUGGCUGUCAAUCCAACGCGUGAGCUGCUCCAAAGCAAGGCCAAGUCUAGUGACAUUGAGAAGCUGCGCCAAGAAAAUGAGGCACUACGUGCAAGACUCAGCAAACUCACGGACGGCGAAGACACAGAGGUAAGUCGUAGUAGUGCGAGCUGCUCUAAUCAGGACAAACUUACCACCACAACGUCGUACGAUACGGUGGAGGGUCUCAAGAAGCUCAAUCAGCGUCUCAAGCAGGUGUUUGGAGACCAAAUCCGACAGUACAGAGAGGCAGUGUAUUUGCUGACGGGCUACAAGGUGGAUCUGAGAAAGAGUAAUGGUAUGGAGCUGCUUCGCCUGCGUUCCGUGUACGCCGAGCACGACGACGACGAGCUGCUGGUUCGCAUGGAGGCCAACGGGUCGCUGGAGCUACUGGACAGCGAGUUCUGCUCACAGAUCAACCAGCGUGUGUUUGCGUAUUUGACAACAUGUCGAUCCUUCCCAGCGUUCUUGUCCACACUAACGCUGCAUUUGUUCGAGAAGCAGACCUUCCAGGGCAAUUAG
Phytophthora infestans T30-4 is the source of this 2208-nucleotide messenger RNA. RefSeq names its product mitotic spindle assembly checkpoint protein MAD1, putative. The transcript is spliced from 11 exons. Gene Ontology annotation, cellular component: mitotic spindle; kinetochore; nuclear envelope. Gene Ontology annotation, biological process: mitotic spindle assembly checkpoint signaling; attachment of mitotic spindle microtubules to kinetochore. The record is from RefSeq and is a predicted model, not a curated record. Lineage: Eukaryota; Oomycota; Peronosporomycetes; Peronosporales; Peronosporaceae. Bases 1 to 2208 code for a protein of 735 amino acids.